Molecule: messenger RNA, 853 nt
Organism: Entamoeba histolytica HM-1:IMSS
Lineage: Eukaryota; Evosea; Mastigamoebida; Endamoebidae
Exons: 1
Coding region: 1-801 (266 amino acids)
Source: RefSeq, a predicted model, not a curated record
AUGUUCAACCGAAAAAGCAAAAAAGAAAAGAAAGAUAAGAGUCAAAUUGAAGAACAAAUACAAAAAACUAUUAUCCUUGAAGAAGAAUUAAAUCAAACAAAAAAAGAAUUAGAUGAAAGUAAUAAAGCUGUUGCGUUGUUGUCUUCAAGAGUUGUUAGAUUAGAAAAUGAGUAUAAACAAUUACAUACGAUCAUUGACCAAAUUAAAAGUACUGGAAUUUUAGAAAAAAAAAUUGAAUUAGAACCAGCUGAUGUUGUUCUAAGUAAAAAUUUCUAUGAUGAAUAUAUUAAUCAAUUAUCUGAAUGGUGUGGAAUGAAAAAUCAUGAAACACUUUAUGAUAGUGAUGAAGAUGGACUUACUGCUCGUGCAUUUAAUUAUAAGACAUGUGGUCAAAUUCAUACAAUGACUAUUGUUCAAACAACUGAUGGAUGUAUUUUUGGUAGUUACAAUUCUAUUGAAAUUCCCGACUCAAAAGAAAAAGGGUAUGGGUUUUAUAUGACUAAAGACGAUGGAUUCUUUUGUUUUAUUCUCAAGAGUCCAUUAAUUAAAAAACCAAUUAAAGUUGUUAGAAAAGAUCCAUUUUAUUCAACUAAAGUAUAUUCUUGUGAUAAUGAUAAAUGGAUUACUGGUAUUCAUUGUGGUUAUUAUCUUGGUAUUGAAGAUUCUUCUUUUGUUUCAGGAAAAUUCUCAAUGUACUACAAUAUUGAGAUGGAGAAUGCAGUUAAUAUUUUCUCUGGAAAUCAUUUUCCAGACACUUUCUCAGUAUUUAAAGUUGUUGUAUUAAAAUGGAGUCCAGAAUAAUCAUGAAUUACUUCAUUUCAAGACCAUAAAAUUGAUUAUCAUCUUUUUCUAA